ACUGUGAGUCAUUGCCUGUGCAGCAGUACACACAGGCUUUAUCUGUACAUGCAGUACCAGAACAUCGGGCAAAAAAGAAAGAAGAAAACAAAAACACGGUCUGCCUACGUGAACCUCUUUUCCUUAGAACGUGAACACUCAGCCACUGGCUUUUCCUUUUGUUUAUCCUGCCUCAAAAUGAAGUUUCCUCAGGCGUUUUAACCAGCGUGUAUUUCCUCGCCUUUUUUUUUCAGGGUGGGCGCACACAAUCCUCCGAGAUCUGUGCUUGUUGGUCACUCUACACAGGCAGCAGGCAAAUAUUGUUUCACUUUUCAGAUUGGAAACUCUGGAUGCUGCAAGAUUUCGCAAACAAACAAAAAAACGUCUCUUUAAUUUAAAUGUGUGUGCUAAUGUUUUAAAAGCUUGAGUCAUGCGAGUAUCCCUUUGGAAAUACAAGCCGUCUUGAAAAAAAACAAAACAUCUCAUACAGAAAUUACACGCCGUUUCUUUCUGUAUGACUGCUGGUGAAAAUACAUCAACCUGUUGUUACUGCUGUGGUAGAUUUAAGCACUGCAUUGCUGAGCUACUUUUCUGCAGGGAACCAAAGGAGCAAUUAUGCAAAAAGUUGGACCAAACUUUUGAGGCCAAUCACUGCGGUAACAAAUACUUAUCAAGGUUAAAGAAGUUGAAGAAUUUUAAAGAAGUCCAUUUGGGAUUUACUAUUUAAAGUGGUUGCCAUCGAAAAUAAUAUCAACGUUCCCAAUGCAAUUAUCAGUGCUUUUAGUAAUAGUUCUUGCGAACUAUUGCCAUCAAGGCAUUGAAGCCCAAGGCGGAUCUAUAAAAUCUUUACGAUCUUCAAACAUAAGGCGAGAAGACAGCAAUCACCUCACAGACUUAUACCGGAAAGAAGAUACCAUCAUAGUCUCGGAGAAUGGCUACAUCCAGAGUCCUCGCUUUCCCAAUAGCUACCCAAGAAACCUUCUACUGACAUGGAAAUUGUUCUCUCCGGAAAACACUCGGAUACAGCUUGACUUUGACAGCCACUUUGGCCUUGAAGAGCCGGAAAAUGAAAUCUGUCGAUAUGACUUUGUGGAGGUAGAGGAUGUAUCUGAAACCAGCACAGUUAUCAGGGGGAGAUGGUGUGGACACAAAGAACUUCCUCCUAGAAUCACUUCAAAAACUAACAAGAUAAAAAUCACCUUUAAAUCUGAUGACUAUUUUGUUGCCAAACCCGGAUUUAAAUUGCAUUACUCUCUUGUGGAUGACUUGCCUGCAGCAUCAGAAACUAAUUGGGAGGCAGUCACUGUCUCAGUCUCAGGACCAGCUGUGUUUUCUUCUUCAGUAACUGAGUCUCCUCUGACUGCUGCUGCUUUGGACCAGACGAUCGCUGCCUUUGAUACAGUGGAGGAUCUACUAAAACAUCUCAACCCAGAGAGCUGGCAGGAAGACCUGGAUAGUCUUUACAGUGACACAGCGCAUCUUAGACCCAGAAGCUUUCACCACGAACGAAAACAGAAAAUUGAUUUGGACAGGCUGAACGAAGAUGUGAAACGCUACAGCUGCACGCCUCGGAAUUACUCUGUAAAUUUAAGGGAGGAGCUGAAGUUGACAAACGCUGUUUUCUUUCCACGUUGCCUCCUGGUACAGCGAUGCGGCGGAAACUGCGCCUGUGGCACAGAGCAUUGGAGGACAUGCACCUGCACAGCAGCUAAAACAGCCAUGAAGCUUUACGAGGUGCUGAAAUUUGCUCCAGAACCAGGUUAUUUCAGGAGAAGGAGCCGAACUAAGAGCAUGACGCUGGCUGAAAUUCACCUGGAACACCACGAGCAAUGCGAUUGUGUUUGCAACACCAAACCACCGCGAUGAAAGCACAAGCAAUGAGAAAUCUAUGUGACAUUUAACCUCUUCAGAUGGCCUUAUUUACCCCUGGCAAACAGACUUUGCUAUUGCGCUGCAUUGCAAAUGAGUACACAACUUGCUGUGCUUGAGUUAAACCUUUUGUUAAACUUGCAUUGUCUCGGCUGAAUGUUUUCUUUAAUAUCCUUCUAUGUAUUUGUAGCAAGAAUGUAGGAUAUUUAAGUCCCCCUGUUUUGCAAGACAAUCAAUGAAGCCAGUUCAACUGGUAUUCAUUUUUAAAAUGAGAUAAUGACCCCCAAAUUCUCCUCACUCAGAAAGUGAUCCCAGGACUGUUAAUGAGCAUAUGACAAAAUAUAUUAUUAUUUAUUUUAUAUACUUUUUUUUUCAUUGUAAAAUAAAAUAAAUAAUAAUUGUGUCUAUAUUUGCGUACUCUGCAGUGGGAAGUUUUAAACGUGAUUUUAUAGUAGAAGAAUAGUGUUUAGGGUGGUGUUACAACAUAAUGAUAAUGCCAUAAUAUUUUUAUUGUCCCUUCAGUUGCUGGCAUUACUUUACGUAACAGCCCCCGUAUUAACCAACCAUAUACAUUAUCGGAUUUGAUGAUGUGGGUAGGAAAGUAACUGACCUAUUGUAUUUAACGUGAGCAUUCUGUUUUCUAUUACGUUUCUAGCAGGUGGUGUUGGUUCUGGUUAGUUCAGAGUGUAACUAUGAAGUAAAGUGGUUUGGUCACGUGGGUAAAAGAAAAAAAGAAAGCCGCUGACAGCUAUGUUUUGAAUCAUCGGAUUAGUCGGUUUUAUCUGCACUUCUAACAGCAUAUCACCCCCAAAUACCAGGUGAUUGAGACAGAAAGGACUGGGCCACCAACACUGCCAUGAACUCUUGGCUGUCCUUGAAGGUUCCCGCCAACCAAGUACCAACCUUGCAUAGGUCAAACAGAAUCAGCAUCCAUGGAGGCAAGACUGUGGUACUUUAUUGGACUGGGGUGGAAGGUACUAGCUAUGGGGGGGGGGAAUUUAGCCACAGACCAAGCAGCCUAGCAUAUCUCUAGUUAUACUACUGCAAAUAGCUGAUUAUUUCAUUAAGGGUUCCCAUUUGUAUGCAGUUUAUAUAGGGAAAUGAGUCUAAGCUCUCUAAUAACACUCUGGAGCUUGUAUCUUAAUCAGCAACACAUAUCAAAAUAGUGUAAUAAACUGUUUAACACAGGGUUAAGUCUUAAGCAAACACAUGGUGAAAGUGGAUUCAGUAAAUAAAGUUGGAAUACCAAAUGGAAUCCUUCACAAUUCAUUGUGUGCCUUAAAUGACCUUGAGGUAGUAAACAUCAAAGCAGAAUUAUAUUAACAGUGGGUGCAGUGGCACUGGUGCACUGUGGGUAUUUUUACAUAGCUGUGUAUUUUAGUCUCUGGUUUAUUGUUGAAACAUAGAUCUGCAAAACUUAACAUAAUGUGAGCAUUUUGAAGUUGUAGGUGGUUUAAUAAUAUUAUAGGCUGAAUUUAAAGCAUCAUCAAGCACAUUAUUGUGGUUAAACAAUGUGCAUGUUAUGUCAUUUAAAUUUGAACUGCCAAGAAUGCUGUUAUUAGUUGUGUAUGUAAAGAUUUCCUAAUGACGCCUUAUUGAGGUUUUCAGUUAUUUGUCCUUAGACCACAGAUGUUUAUGGAGCCAGUCUGCGUACAGUUUAACACCGGGUGGGCAGAAAAUGGGACCAGGCAUGUUAAUUUAGAAAAUAUUCUAAAAGCUUUUAUUUCUGCAUCAAAUUCUACUGUAUUUCAUCCAAAAAGGGAUUAUUCCCAGUACCACAGAAUUAUGAAGCAGCUGCUUUAGGUAUCAAAUGAAUCGAUCAAAUUACAGCUUCCAUACACUUUUUAAAUGAAAAGUCCACAUAUUUGAGUAGCUUAUGUCAUAUUUGGACUGGCCUGCCUUGCAAACACAGUAAUUGUUCAAAUUGUUCCAGAUAUAACACAUUUGUUUUACAUUACUGCCUGGAAAGGCAUCAUUAAUGAAUACAGAAACUCAAACUAUGGCAAUUUAGCUAUUUAGGUUGCAUUAAAUGCAGCUAAACAGGAUAAUCAUAUAUACACAUUUGGAAAGCUAGUACAUGUAGCUUAUUUUGGCAAUAAAAUGUGUGCUGUGUAAAUCCAUGAUUAUGAUAAACUGGAAGUGCAUUUUUAACAUACUUAAAACAAAAAUGCCCUUGUGUUUUUCAUGAAACAAUGUCAGGAAAUGAGUCCCGUGCACCAUGGUUUAAUAGUUGUGUGAUAUUUUUAUUAUUUCUGAAGUUCAGUAUAAAUAUUCUAACAAAAAUAUGCAGAAACUUCUUUUCAGCACAUACAUUUGAUCUAACUUUUUGUUUUUCUGUCUAAAUAUUAUUUAAUUUGUUGUGUACAGUUUAACACGCAACUGUCUACUUUGAAAUAACAUUGCUUUCCAUUUAAUAGGAACAUUCAACUUGAUGAAAGUGGGGUAAUUUACAGUAUUUAUUCGGCUUUUGUGUUGAUUUAUCCACAGCACGGAUCUCCCUUUGUGCCAGUGUAACCAGAGGUCUUUUGUGACAGAACCAAUUCAUUUCUGAAUGUUUUAAUUCUGUCAGUCUCGCUUAUAACCAGAAGGGUUUUUUGUACUAUAUUUAAUGAGUUACAGUAAUGACAGUCCCUGCUGAAUCUCCAUUAAUCAAAGAGAAGGCUGUAACAUGUUUAGUAGCUUCAGUUUUCAAGGCUUUACUUCGUCAGUCCAAAUCAUUUGUGUUGACGUUGGCUCCAAAUUCUGGCAAAAUAGGUUUGCCUUCUUUUGUUAUUAAAAAAAAUAAAAAUAAAACAGCCAAUACAGGAAAUACAAUGAGAAGCCUAACGAGCUGAGCUCAUUGAGCAUGUAUCACCAUAAGCUGUGUUCACUGUCUUGUUUAUUUUGUAGCAUUCAUUUUAGUAGUAUUUAAUUAACAAUAAAUAAUUUAAGUUGUAGCUUUUAUUUGAAUAAUUACAGUAUUUUGGUAAUGGGUGGUGUUUCCACUACUUACUGUAUAAAGUUAACAAUUUGAGAGGGAUUUUAAAGCUUCGUUGUAAAACCCAGGCUUUUAAAAUAUCUUUGUCUGUCCAAAUCUCUGUACAUUUUCACAUUUCAACUUUUGUUCUUGUAUUUGUAAUUAGUGCCCUUUGUUAUGAUUGAAUGUAAAGAUUGCUUAAGAAAGGGAAUAAGUUCAGGAUUAUUUUUUGUUACAAAAAUGCAAUAAAACCAGUAUAUCA
Molecule: messenger RNA, 5066 nt
Organism: Acipenser ruthenus (sterlet)
Lineage: Eukaryota; Metazoa; Chordata; Actinopteri; Acipenseriformes; Acipenseridae
Product: platelet-derived growth factor D-like
Exons: 7
Coding region: 742-1845 (367 amino acids)
Biological process (GO): positive regulation of cell migration; positive regulation of cell population proliferation; positive regulation of phosphatidylinositol 3-kinase/protein kinase B signal transduction
Cellular component (GO): membrane
Molecular function (GO): platelet-derived growth factor receptor binding; growth factor activity
Source: RefSeq, a predicted model, not a curated record